AUGUCUAUUAUCCAACAACACACCGAGUCCUCGCUCACCGAUGCCUGGCGCACCAUCAACAUCGAUGCCCUCGACCCCGACUCCUCCCAGAACUUCCCUCUCUCCACCCUCCACCCUCCCCAGCCCGAAUUCUCCGACCCAGACGCCCGCAACCUCCAGUCUCAGAUCCGCCAGCUCCUCCAAGCGGGCGAUGCCGAGGGCGCGCUGCGGUCGGCUCUCGAGAAUCCAAUCUACAAUGCUCCCGAUCUGGCCAAGGAAACGCAUCUGCAGACCGUCAUCGAGGUGCUGCAAAGGAUCAAGGUGAACGAGAUGACGCCUCUUUUGCAAAAGAUCUACAAUGAUGAUAGGGGUAGCGAGAGCUUGGACGUGUUGAUGAAGUACUUGUACAAGGGUAUGGCGGCCACGUCGAGCGGUAUCUCCAGCCAGCACACCGGCAACGGCCCGAGAACACCAACCAAGUUGAUGACGCCCCAGGCAACGGGGUUCAGUCAGAUUGGCAACAGGUCCGGGAUAACAGCCGGAGACUCCACCGGCGCCGCCAUGAGCGUCUUGCUUAGUUGGCAUGAGAAGGUGGUGGAUGUGGCCGGGCUGGGGUGCAUUGGGAGAGUCAUGACUGAUUUCCGGAGGGUAUAA
Messenger RNA from Podospora anserina S mat+, 633 nucleotides. RefSeq lists its product as uncharacterized. Gene Ontology annotation, molecular function: actin filament binding. Gene Ontology annotation, biological process: regulation of actin filament polymerization; Arp2/3 complex-mediated actin nucleation. Gene Ontology annotation, cellular component: cytoplasm; actin cytoskeleton; Arp2/3 protein complex. The transcript has 2 exons. Bases 1 to 633 code for a protein of 210 amino acids. The record is from RefSeq and is a predicted model, not a curated record. NCBI's taxonomy places the organism in Eukaryota, Fungi, Ascomycota, Sordariomycetes, Sordariales, Podosporaceae.